GGAGGGGUGACAACUGCCUGUGGGUGUCCCCAGCAGUGUCACUGCUGCCAUGGGUCAGGGCCGAGCAGGUUGGGGGUGGCAAUGGGGGUCCUGUGGGGCCCCUCUGGGGCUGUGGCUGCUGCUGGGGGCGGCCGUGGUGGCGUGGGGGCUGCUGCUGGGGACACUGCUGGGACGGCAUGCAGCGCUGUCACAGGAGAUCCAGCGCCUGAGGGACACCCAGCGACUGCUGGAGAACAACGGCUCAGCGCUGGCGGCGGCACUGGCGAUGCUGGAGGGGAACCAAACGCAGCUGAAGAAGCACGGUACGGAGACGGCGGCGCUGCUGGAGCUCCUCUCUGCCAACCAGAGCGCGACGCGGCUCGAGGUUUCGGGGACGAUGGUGUCGGUGUGGAGGGAGCGCAGCACCACACGCAGCGCUCUGCACCAGCUGCUGCACGCCUUGUGGGCCCUGAACCGCUCUUCGUGCCAGGUUUGCCCCCCCGGGUGGCGGCUGCACGGGGGCAGCUGUUAUAUGGUGGGGAGCGGCGCUGUGGGGUGGGCGCAGGCGCAGGGCCGCUGCCGGGACAGUGGGGCACAGCUGGUGGUCAUCGGUGAUGCGCAGGAGCAGGAGUUCCUGACUUCGUUGGCCCCCCCCUACGAGACGUGGAUCGGACUCCAUGACCGCAGCACGGAGGGCUCCUUCCAAUGGGUGGAUGGCAGCGCCCUCAGCUUCCGGAACUGGCGCUGGGGUCAGCCGGAUGAGGCCGGGGGGGGCGAGGACUGCGUGGCCAUGGACUCCCGGGGGGGGUGGGGGGACAGACCGUGUGCGGUCAGCCUGGGGGGGUGGGUGUGCGAGAGGGGCUGGGGCUGCUGA
Tympanuchus pallidicinctus (lesser prairie-chicken) is the source of this 853-nucleotide messenger RNA. Its product is annotated as C-type lectin domain family 4 member G-like. The record is from RefSeq and is a predicted model, not a curated record. The transcript has 9 exons. Bases 50 to 853 code for a protein of 267 amino acids. Lineage: Eukaryota; Metazoa; Chordata; Aves; Galliformes; Phasianidae.